Acytostelium subglobosum LB1 is the source of this 2343-nucleotide messenger RNA. RefSeq lists its product as hypothetical. Gene Ontology annotation, molecular function: protein binding. The coding region runs from base 1 to 2343 and encodes 780 amino acids. The record is from RefSeq and is a predicted model, not a curated record. The transcript is spliced from 2 exons. NCBI's taxonomy places the organism in Eukaryota, Evosea, Eumycetozoa, Acytosteliales, Acytosteliaceae.
AUGUUCCCAAACAUCAUCCCACGAUACAACAAGAGUGCAACAUCAGUAACAUUCAAACUGAUAGAGAAUAUCAACUCGUUUAUAACAUUCUCCAAGAAGUUGGGCAUUAAUAGUAAUAUGAUCUUUGUCGAGACGGACUUGUGCGAGAAUAAGAAUAUGCCAAAGGUUAUAUCUACAUUGAGUACGAUUGCUGGUAUAGUGGUACAGAGAGGCUUCCCAAUCAAAUGGCCAUCAAUAGACGAUAUUGAAGAAGAGGAGGAGCAGCAGAAUGGCAACGGCGCAUCAAAGAUCACACCACACGCCACUCCAAUCCAAUGGGACAACUCAUUCAUUUAUACAGAGUCGCCAUCGGCUUUGGCCGCCGGUGCCAAGGCUGGAUCAAAUGGACGAUCGACCAAUCCUACGCCACCCGUUGUGGUGCCAGGCGCCGUCGCCAAACCAUUCGGCUCGAGCAUUGGCAGCAACAAUGGCAGUGUCAACAGUCCAUACCGUUCAAACUCACUCAAUGCGUCCAACAUCAACAACAACACCUCUGGUCUCAAGCCAUCCAUCCUGCCCGGCUCCAACUUCUACGGCUCCUACCUCUCCAAGGGCAGCUCCCUUUCCAAGCAAACAGGUCAUUCAAUUGCACAAUCAUCUUCGUCGUCAUCACAGUCACCUCCUGAAUCAACAACACCAUCAUCAUCAUCAACAUCAACAAACAAAGCGACAACACCAACAUCCCCUGUAUUAACAUCUCCAACUCCAACUCCAUCAACUCCAACUCCAACUCCAACAGCAACACCAAUUCUUAUCACAUCGAGGACACCAAUCACAACAAACAUUACUCGAAACACAACUCCAACGCCAGCCCCGGCGCCAACACCUGCGCCAGCACCAGUACAAGCACCAGCACCAACACCAGCACCAGCACCAGUGGAUACUAAAUGUAGAGAACACACUACAGUUGAUAUGAAGGACUUGCCAAAGGGCACGACAGCCCUUCAUGUGGCAGCUGGAGAUGGACAUGUAAAGUGUGUAAAGGUAUUGCUGAAAGAGGAGCCAAGAUCGAUUAAUGCCGCAACGAUAUUCGGCCGCACACCUCUUCAUGAAGCCGCAACAAAGGCAAGGAGCGAGGUCAUUCCAAUUCUGAUCGAGGCCGGCGCACAGAUCAACACCACCGACAAGGACGGCAACACACCACUACACUUGGCAUUGCUGAGGAAUGACUUCGGAUCAGUCGACGAGCUGCUAAAGCACAACGCCGACGCCAACGCCAUCAACAAGGACGGAUCAACACCCAUCAUGAUGGUGUCACUCAACGGCGAUGAGCGAAUCGUCGACCUACUACUGGCCGCGGGCGCCGACGUGCGCUCCUCUAACAAGAAGGGCAACACCGCCCUGCACUACGCAUCACUGCGUGGACACAACAAAGUGGUCGAGCGUCUGCUUGAGGCCGGUAGCGAUGUGAACGCCGUCAAUGCCGACGGCUCAACCUCGCUGCACGUGGCUGCCGAGGAGAAUCACACUGGCAUCGUCGAGUCGCUUACAAACAGUGGCGCCAGCGUGGAUACACAGCGAUUGGAUGGCUGGACGCCGCUGUACACCGCAGCGUACAAGGGCAACGUGGCCACAGUCAAGUCACUACUGGUCAGGCGUGCACAGGUCGACACAAUCAAUCAUGAUGGCUGGGCGCCCCUACACGCCGCCUCAUCCGAAGGCCACACCGAGGUGGCCGAGGUGUUGAUCGCGAAUGGCGCCAAUGUCAACCUCCAGGACUCACAGGGAACCACCGCACUGUACCAUUGCUGCUCGUCGGGCAGUCUCGAAGUUACCAAGCUGCUCAUUGCCAGCGGGGCCGACCCCGAGCUCUCGAAGCCUGGCGGCUGGAAGCCCAUCCACAUCGCCUGCUACAACGAGAAUGACCUUGUGACACAGUAUCUCAUCCAGCAUGGAGUGGACUUGGACGCGACCAACGAUGAGAUCAAGGGCUAUGCACCCAUCCACAUUCUCAUCUCCACCGAGGAGCCACAUCUACAACUGAUCGAGCUGUUGCUGCGCAAGGGCAUCGAUGUCAACAAGAAGAAUGUCAAUGGCAGCACACCGCUACAUCUGGCCGUGUUCUGGAAUCACUUUAGUGUGCUGGAGCUACUGCUGCGAUUCAAUGCAUCACUUACCGAACGUAACAACAAGGGACGUACACCAAUAAGUCUGGCCUGUCACUAUGGCAACGAGCCAAUCGCCAAGCAUCUCGCCGACAAGAUGUCCAUCGAUCACAAGAAGCUCAAGAUAAAGAACAACAAACAAAAGAUAUUGGAUAUGGAGACUCCAAGUGCUCCACCCAUUCCAGAUCAGCAGCUGUAG